This is a messenger RNA of Etheostoma spectabile (orangethroat darter), 1934 nucleotides long. It is a transcript of the gene kynu, whose product is annotated as kynureninase. The record is from RefSeq and is a predicted model, not a curated record. The coding region runs from base 443 to 1840 and encodes 465 amino acids. Lineage: Eukaryota; Metazoa; Chordata; Actinopteri; Perciformes; Percidae. Gene Ontology annotation, molecular function: pyridoxal phosphate binding; kynureninase activity. Gene Ontology annotation, biological process: NAD+ biosynthetic process. The transcript has 15 exons. Gene Ontology annotation, cellular component: cytoplasm.
CAACAGUGAUUUUUUUUUUUAGCAUUGUGUGGAGAAAGUGAAACUAAGAGAAGGGGAAACCUGCCUGUUGCACAGAAGGACGUUUGCUAAAGGGAAUUAGUCUGAUCCCAGAGUUCCAUGUUUUGCUAACAUGGAGUGUGUCUGAUUCCGUAGGUUCAUAAGAGCAAUGAUUAACUGGAGGCUAAACGCAGGGAGGUCAAAGAUCCUCUCUGGGUUCACCCUGUCUGACUGCUGUCUCUGCUACCGGCUAUGCGUCCUCCUAGCCUCUGAUUGGUUAGUUCCGUCACGUUAGUCCGGGACAAGGAGGUGUUGAGAGGAAGUGUGGAGAACAGUAAAGAGGAAGUUGUCCCUGCCCACCCGUUUGUUUCUUCCCCACGUUUCAAAGCUGCACAUUACCAACAUAUACAGUUUUAAUAAAGCGCCACCUUUGGAUCCCUCCGUAAUGGACCCGUUAGUUGGCUCGACGGCGAGGGAAACCUUGGAGCGAGUUUCGGCUUCGCUGGGCUGCGAUCCGACCGAUGCAGAGGUGGCUGCACAUCUGGACCAACACGACCCCCUCAGACAUCUCAGGGACCAGUUCCUGGUGCCCAAAAUGAAAGAUCUGCCUCCCUCUGAUCUCUCGCUGGUCGACGGGGCCGAUGAAUGCAUCUACCUAGUGGGAAACUCGUUGGGGCUUCAGCCCAAAACGGCCCGGAAAUACGUGGAAGAGGAGCUGGACAAGUGGGCCAAAAUGGCCAUCCACGGUCACACCGAAGGCUCCCGACCCUGGGCGUGGGCUGAGAACCACAUAGAGGAGCUCAUGGCCAAUGUUGUCGGAGCGAAACCUGAAGAGGUGGCGCUGAUGAACGGCCUGACUGUUAAUCUACACCUUCUACUGCUUUCCUUCUACAAACCCACAUCAGGCCGGCACAAAAUCCUCCUGGAGGACAAGGCCUUUCCCUCAGACCAUUACGCGGUGGAUUCUCAGAUCCGCCUGCGAGGCCUGAACCCUCAGAAGAGCAUGCUGCUGCUGUCACCCAGACCGGGAGAAGAGACUCUGAGAACCGACGACAUCCUGGAGGUGAUCGAGAAGGAGGGCGACUCCAUCGCUGUGGUGAUUUUUAGCGGCGUUCAGUAUUACACCGGCCAGCUGUUCAACAUGGCCGCCAUCACCGAGGCUGGUCAGAGGAAGGGCUGUUACGUAGGUUUUGACUGUGCCCACGCUGCGGGAAACGCCGAGCUGAAGCUGCACGACUGGGGGGUGGACUUCGCCUGCUGGUGCUCCUACAAAUAUAUAAACUCAGGUGCUGGUGGUCUAGCCGGGGCGUUUAUCCACGAGAAACAUCGAGAAACCAUCCAACCUGCGUUGCUGGGAUGGUGGGGACAUGACCUGAAAACUCGAUUCCAGAUGAAUAACGUCAUGGAGCUGCAGCCUGGAGUGAGCGGCUUCCGACUGUCCAACCAGCCCAUCCUGCUUGUCUGCCCCCUGCAGGCCAGUUUGGAGGUGUUUAACAUGACCAGUAUGCAGGCGUUGCGCAGGAAGUCUCUCCUGUUGACAGGCUACCUGGAGUAUCUGAUCCAGCAUUAUUACAGCGAGGACCCCGCUCAGCCUCACAAAGCCCACGUCCACAUCGUCACGCCGUCGGACCCUCAGCAGAGAGGCUGCCAGCUAUCGCUCUCCUUCUCCGUCCCUAUCCUGAAAAUCUUCCAGGAGCUGGAGAAGAGGGGAGUUGCUUGUGACAUGAGGGAGCCUAAUGUGCUGCGAGUCGCUCCGGUGCCGCUCUACAACUCGUUUAGCGACGUUCACCGCUUCGUCCAAACUCUGGGAUCAGCGCUCACCGCCGGCAGCCCAAGGAAUUAACUGUUUUAUGUCUGUACUCUCCCAAAAUAAAUUGGUCAUGUGGCAUUGUUGUAUUUACAUAUUGUUAUUACAUAGUUAAACUUUAGCACAGUGA